Nerophis lumbriciformis (worm pipefish) is the source of this 1290-nucleotide messenger RNA. The record is from RefSeq and is a predicted model, not a curated record. Lineage: Eukaryota; Metazoa; Chordata; Actinopteri; Syngnathiformes; Syngnathidae.
AUGGCGCGGAGCGCCGCCGCACCCGGCGGCCGCGCAUCCCAACCCGCCAAGCGUCUCCUGCUGAUCUCCUUCGACGGCUUCCGUUGGGACUACGACCGGGACGUGGACACGCCCCACAUGGACAGGAUGGCGCUGGACGGCGUCAAGGCUAAAUACAUCACGCCACCCAUGCUCACCAUGACCUCGCCGUCGCACUUCACCACCAUCACAGGCCGCUGGGUGGAGGACCACGAGGUAGUCCACAACAUGAUGUUCAACGCAAAGACCAACCAGAAGGUUCCUCACAAGGAGACCUUGAAGCGCUCCGAGUGGUGGGACAAUGGAGUUCUGCCGCUCUGGAUCACGGCACAGAACCAGGGUUUGAAGACGGCCUCGUUCUACUACCCCGGAGGCGGCGCCACCUACGGCGGGCGGGCGGUCGACCGGGCCGUGGUGGAGGAGGCGGGGCGCCCCGACGACAACGAGACCGAAUGGCGGCAAAACAUCGACACGGUGCUGAGCUGGUUCUCCGAGGAGGAUUUCCACCUGGUCACCCUGUAUUACGGAGAGCCCGACAACGUGGGGCACGCGCGGGGCCCAGACCACGAGGACCGCAAGGCCAUCAUCCGGCAGAUCGAUCGCACGCUGGGAUACCUUCGGGACGCCAUCGCGCGUCGCGGUCUGGACGGCCACCUCAACGUCAUCGUCACAUCUGACCACGGGAUGACCACCGUCAAGAAGCGCCCCCUGGUGGACGAGAUCGUGCUCAACAAGUACUUGAAUCUGCUCAAGCUGGCCAGCUUUGAAAUUCUGGACUACGGCGGCUUCGGGAUCCUGACGCCGCGGCCGGGAAUGGAGGCCGAAGUGGUGGCGGCGCUGGCCAAGGCUCCCAACCUGACCGUCUACACCAAGGACGACAUGCCCGAGAGUUUCCGCCUGGCUCGGAGCCGACGCUUGCCUCCAGUCGUGGUGGUGGCAGACCUCGGCUUCAACCUCAACUCGAGAUUCAUCGUGUACGUGAACAAAGGCGACCACGGCUUCCACAACGGCGAGAUGGACAUGAAGAUGAUCUUCAGGGCCUUCGGACCAGACUUCAAGAAGAACUUUGUGUCCGAGCCCUUCGACAGCGUCCACAUUUACCCGCUCAUGUGCCACUUGCUUGGCAUCCGGGGUGAGCCCAACAAUGGAUCCCUGGAGCAGACCGCUGAUAUGCUAGUCACCGCCCAUGGCGGAGGAGGACGGGGAACGAGCUCGCCGUCGCCGGUGACCGUGACGUUAGUCUUCAUCUUCAUCUCCGUGCUGACGCUCUAA